AUGACGGCGCCUGCCUAUAAAACUAACUCCUUUGUUCCUCCAGACGUUACAACAGUCCCAGAAGGAGACACGACGGCCAUUGGAGGGACCGUCCUUUUCUCGGUUCAGAUUUUAAUACCAGUCGCCGCUGUCAUUGCCGUGAUCACCAUGUUGCUUUAUCUCAGCUACAAGAAGUACAAACAAUCCAAACUGAAGAGACGUACAAAUUCCGAAUCUGUCAUCAAGAACGGAGACAAUGUUCAGUUGUUGGACAGGAUGAAUAUGGUGAACAAGAACCCCACGUAUUUCAGUCCUAUCGGAGACGGCGUGAGUUCAGAUCGCUACUGUGCCAUCGAGAUACCUCUGGAGAAAGUCAGGCUCUUAGACGCCGUGGGGGAAGGGGCAUUCGGUCAGGUGUACAAAGGGGAAAUGGAGACGGAUUCUGAAGACAGUCCUAUUUUGAUUGCUGUGAAAGUGCUGAAAGAAGGUGCCACGAAUGAAAUUCGGGAGGAUUUUGAGAGAGAAGUGGAAAUCAUGAGUGCUUUUGAUCACGACAACAUCCUCAAGUUACUCGGUGUCGUGGUUGAUGGCGUGGGCCAGUCGCCCUACAUGAUCUUUGAAUUCAUGAAACAUGGCGAUUUAGCGGAACUGCUACGAUGUAACGAUCCGAUCAUACGCACUGAAGACGACUGUGUUAUACUAAGAAAGACGGACCUGAUCGACAUAGCAACGCAGAUUGCCAACGGGAUGACAUAUCUGACGUCACAGCAUUUUGUGCAUCGUGACCUAGCAACGCGAAACUGUCUCGUGGGAGAGGGACUCGUUGUUAAGAUAUCCGACUUCGGCAUGUCACGAGACAUUUACACGUGUGAUUAUUAUAAAAUUGGCGGAUCUAGAAUGCUUCCUGUAAGAUGGAUGUCACCAGAAAGCGUAAAGUAUGGACGAUUUACCUCCGAGUCAGAUGCGUGGGCGUACGGUGUCGUACUAUGGGAGAUUUUCAGUUAUGGGAAACAACCGUACUACGGCCACACGAACGAGGAGGUGGUGCGGUUUUUGGACGAAGGUAUUUCUCUGCAGCGCCCGGAUGAUUGUCCAUCUACAAUCUAUCACGUGAUGCUGGGAUGCUGGAAACGAGAUCCAAAAGAGCGCUUUGGCUUCAAGAGCAUUCAUCAAUAUCUUGUUGAAUACAGCAAACAGUUAUUGAGGAACAUCCACUCACAGUCUCUGGAUGUGGACAGCUUUAAUGACGUCAUAACGUAAACGCUGACGUCAUAGAAUAUGGUGGUGUGCUACCGACAUUGUUAUGCUUCGUGAGAAUUGCUGUAAAUAUUCGUAUUGUGGUUUCCAUGACAGAAUUUUUAAAGAUCGAGAGAGCCCAGAUUUCAACAUAAGGGAAUUACGUGACGUGAAAUGGACACAGUUAAGGAAUACAAAUACCAUCUUGGAUUUAUUUGCGCCUGGUUGGGUCGAUUCGACAUGGGUAUACACCUUUCGGAUAUUCUCUAAAAUCUUCAGACAAUAUUGGAUAUCGUUUGCCAUCAUUAAAUAUCCUCAGGCUUCAUCGGAUGUCCUCGAGCAUCAUCGGAAGCUAACCUUGGCCAUCAUCGAACAUGCUCGGACAUCAUCGGAUGCCACCCAGCAUCAUCGGGAAGAAUUUGACGUUGACGUGUCUGGAAGUUUCAUGGAAGUUUAUAUCUUCAGGAGAAAGUCUGAUUUUGUAAAAAAUUUUGUGAACGCAGGUGGCCUUUGGGAAUCUUCAUACAGGAUUAUUUGUU
Messenger RNA from Liolophura sinensis, 1754 nucleotides. RefSeq names its product BDNF/NT-3 growth factors receptor-like. The transcript is spliced from 7 exons. The record is from RefSeq and is a predicted model, not a curated record. Gene Ontology annotation, molecular function: transmembrane receptor protein tyrosine kinase activity; ATP binding; neurotrophin receptor activity. The coding region runs from base 1 to 1239 and encodes 412 amino acids. NCBI's taxonomy places the organism in Eukaryota, Metazoa, Mollusca, Polyplacophora, Chitonida, Chitonidae. Gene Ontology annotation, biological process: protein phosphorylation; cellular response to nerve growth factor stimulus; positive regulation of phosphatidylinositol 3-kinase/protein kinase B signal transduction. Gene Ontology annotation, cellular component: plasma membrane; axon; signaling receptor complex.